Protobothrops mucrosquamatus (brown spotted pit viper) is the source of this 2901-nucleotide messenger RNA. RefSeq names its product armadillo repeat containing 5 (gene ARMC5). Gene Ontology annotation, biological process: anatomical structure morphogenesis. Lineage: Eukaryota; Metazoa; Chordata; Lepidosauria; Squamata; Viperidae. Gene Ontology annotation, molecular function: protein binding. Gene Ontology annotation, cellular component: cytosol. The transcript is spliced from 7 exons. Bases 1 to 2901 code for a protein of 966 amino acids. The record is from RefSeq and is a predicted model, not a curated record.
AUGGCGGCUCCUGCUUCAAGGGGUUCGGGGGGUGGAGCCUGCACCCCCAAUGGCUCCCUAGAUUAUUGCCUGGCCCAGUUGCAGAGGGGGACCGAGCCCGGGCUGGGCAAGGCCUUGUUUGCCCUCCGGACCCAGCACAUCAAGGAGACGGGAGGCAUCGCCCGUUUCCGGAGCCACGGGGGGCUGGCGCCACUUUUGGGGAUCCUCUCCGGCUCCCCGCGACCGCGCCGCACUUUGGACCUGGCCCUCAGCAUCCUGGGCAACUGCUGCACCGAAGGGGGCAGCCGCACCCAGGUGCGCGAACUUGGGGGGAUCCCGCCGCUAGUUAUUAUCCUGAAGUCACUGGCUGUGGAAAGUAUCCUGAAUCGGACAGCACGAGCACUCGGCAACUUGGCUGUAGACUUAGAAAAUUGCCAGGCCAUCCAUGAAGCAGGAGCCGUGCCCCAGCUGAUCCAGGUCCUCACCACCUCCCAGGACAGCGAAUGUUUGCAGAGCGUGAUCAGGGCCAUCCGCUACCUGGCCGAUACUCCUGCUCAUCGUCUUUCGCUGGCCCAGCAGGGGGCAGUCCGCCCCAUAGCGGAGCGCUUGGUUUCCUCCCUGGAGGACGGGCCCUUGAUUGCAGCCGUGGUGCGCGCCCUGGUGGAGCUGACAAAGGGCUGCAGUCGUGACUGUGCGGAGCAGCUCAGCUUGGGAGGCGGGGUGGCGCCCCUCGUAACCUUAGCCGGCCACGAGAAACGGGUGGUGCAGGAAUCGGCCCUCGCGGUCCUCGCCAACCUCUGCCUUCAGGGCAUGCUGAGGCCAGCUAUAGGCAACGCUGGGGGGGUGGAGUUGCUAGUGGGGGAGAUCCAACGACGGAGGGGCGCCAGGGCGCCCGGGGCCUCCCUCCAUCCGCUGGUGAAAGCUUUGUGCCUCCUGUGCCGGGAGGCUGUGAAUCGGAGCCGGGUCCGUGAGACCGGAGGAUUAGAGUUACUGCUCUCCCUGUUGCGGGACCAGUGUCACAGCUAUUCGCACGCUCGGGUGGUGGUGGCUUUUGUGGCCUUUUUCUACGACGAGGAAGCCCUGGAGAUGCUGCAGGCCGGAGGACUGGUGCCCUUGCUGGUUGGCAGGCUGGCAGCCCAGGGCCAGUGGGCGGGCCGGGAACAAGCGGAGGAGGAGGAGGAAGAACAUGAAGACGAGAAAGAUGCAGCAUCGUUUGACUUCCCUGUUGAGGGGCGCCGAGGAGAGCAGGCCCUGCCAGGAGCAGAGAGUUCCAGCUUUCAGAGCCUAAGAUCCUGGCUUCUCUCGGAAGGUUAUAUUUCCAGUCCAGGAGAUCUUUCUCCUCAGUGGUCUCCUGACACCACCCUUUCCGAGCUGGAGGCCCAAGGAGAUAUGAGUCCCAGCCAAGAACUGCAAGAUGAAUCUCUAGGAACUUGCCACAGCACAUCUGGGAUGAAAACCCAUUCCAGAGCCGAAUCUCCCGAUUUUGAGUACAAGGCGCGUACCUCUUACUGGAAACGGCGUGCCAAGCUGCGCUCCUCCUCGGAGCAAAGCACACCGCCACCUCAGGGCUUGCGCCCGGCCCCCGAGGCUUCGUCUCCCUGGGUCUCCUUGACCUUGCCGCUCUCUUUCUCUCCCCACGUGGGCGACCCAGAGCUCCAUGCUCCCGAAGCGCCAGCCCUCCUGCUCCUCUCCCGUUUUUCUCAAGCUGAAGAUCCUAGUCGCAGUUUGGUGACGCCGGACACGCUGCGCGGACUGUUGCGUUACAUCACCGGGAGUCCUUCCCCUUCCUCUCGCUGCCUUCGGCUGCUGCAUCGUCUCACCUGCAACCCGGCUUGCCUGGAGCCCUUCGUGCGCUCCCAUGGGCCCUCGCUCAUCAGGGCUUGGUUGAUCCUGGGUGUAUCCCCUGAGCAAGCCACUACCACCAUCACUGGUGAAGCAGAAGAGUGGGAGACCAGCGGUUCAGAUGAUCCCAGGAGAUUCAAGGAACUUGGAGAGGCGCUCCUGAUGAACCUCUGCGUGCAGGCAGAGUCCCCCUUUGGCAUGGGGGUCCUCACCCACAUGCUGCUGUCGGGCUGCGAAUCGGACCAAGCGGCCUCUGCCCUGGCGCUGCCCCUCAUCUGCCGGAAGGAUUCUGCUUGUCGGAAGCUGCUGGUGGGCCUCUCUGGCCUGCGGAUCUUGCUGGGGGUCCUGGUGCGGGACCCUGACCCCUAUUUUGUCUUCUGUACCUCAGACGUUCUUUCUCUCCUCCUGAGCACCCCAACUCAGUCUCCUGCUCCUGUCUCGUCUCCCGCCUUGAAGCGGCCUCGCCUGGAUUCCCCGCGGCCUUGUCCUUACUCUCGCCUCGUGGAGGAGGAAGGUGCGGCCGACCUGUUCUUUCAGCUGGAUUCUGGCCGCAGAGUGCCAGCCGUGCGGCAGGCGGUCAGCGACGCUUCUGAGGUCUUCCGGGCCAUGCUGAGCAGAGGCUUCGCCGAGUCGUCCCACACCAGCGUGACCCUUCGCGACGUGUCGCCGGAACCUUUCCUGGCUGUUGCCCAUUUCCUCCACGGCUGUCGUGGCAAGCCCUGCCAGGUCUUGGGAACGCCGUUCCCCCUCGCUUUGGCAGAAGGGAUCUUGGUGGUUGCUGAACAGUAUCUCCUCCCUGACCUCCAGGCCUUGGUGGAUGAGGCAUUGUGCCAAGACACUCUCUGCCCCGGGACUCUUGGGGAAGUGUACCGGCUGGCUGAGCGGCAGAACCGGCCCCGUCUCCUUCAGAAGUGUGUGGCGUCCGUUUUCGUCCGGGAGGGGUCAACCCCCACCCGCCGAGCAGCUGCCCUGGCAGAGCUGCUCCGAUCUGCUGCAGAUCCCAGCGGUUUAGCUGCCAAGCUGCUCGGAGUGGUGCUGGAGUCUCCGUGGGGCAGUGGCUCGGAGGGCCAGCUAAGCUGA